AUGGCGUUCAAGAUCACCAUCCCUUUCUCCAAAUCGAGAAAGCAAUCCAAGCCAACUCAAAUUAAGGCCACCCACAACGACGAUGACAGCAGGAAGCCAUCGAAGUUCUGGAACGCCUUCAGGACGCGACAGGCUCACCACGACUACACGCCGGAUGUGGUCGCCAACCGCACCCUCAAUCACUCUCUCCAUCCCGCCAAUAACAACAACAUUCUCCACCAUGUCCCGCCCAAGGCCGCUUCCCAGCCUGCCGCUCCUCCCGCAGUACCGCUCUCCAAGCCUGUUCCCGCUCAUACCGUUGCUUCCGAAUCCUCAUCUAAGCCCUUCGUCAGGAAGGACGAAGAUGGUCGCAAUUUCAUCUCCUUCUCGGCUCUUUAUGAGCAGGGAGCUACCCCACAACCCAUCCCAACAUAUCACCCUGCCUCGACUGUCAUACGUGUAGUCGACACUCCCAGACUGUCUCCAUCUCCUACUACGCAGAGUGUCGACCAUAAAGGAUCCAUGGAGGAAUUGAAUGGCAACCACGGGCCUUCUGCCUGUGGAGGCAGUCCCAUUCAUGUGUCGGGCACUUCCUUGUGGGCCGCCGUAGCCAUUCAUCAUGAAUAUUGUCAGAAGAACGAUGAAACAUCCACUAUCACCUCUCCGAGUGCUUGGAGCGAAUCUGUACCCACAUCCACCUCGAUUCGCGUGUGCCACAUCGCCGACGUUAACGCUGCACCCGAAAACCUUUGGGACCUCCUCGAGGACGUCACACUCUACUGA
Coniophora puteana RWD-64-598 SS2 is the source of this 762-nucleotide messenger RNA. RefSeq lists its product as uncharacterized. The record is from RefSeq and is a predicted model, not a curated record. The transcript has 2 exons. Lineage: Eukaryota; Fungi; Basidiomycota; Agaricomycetes; Boletales; Coniophoraceae. Bases 1 to 762 code for a protein of 253 amino acids.